GUGAGUGGAGAAAGCAACAUGGGAUGGGAGUACGUAUGUCACUUUUACUGUUCAUAUAAAUAACCGACUAAACAUCUUUUUCAUUUUUCUAUUCUCACCCUGCAAAAGCCGAUCAUCUUUCUCAACUCUCACUUUUUGCUCCGUUACCUUGAAUCCCAAACGCUCUCGGAGAAGAAUAUCGCCAUUUCCUUGAUCAAGGUCACAUUUCAAUCUCUGACCUAAACCUAAAUGGAGAACUCAGGGAAUCCUCAGGACAUCCUUGUGCCACCAGUUGAAGGUGUAUCAGGAGGAGGGACAGCAUAUGGAUGGAAUGAUGGUGAUUUACGUAAUUUAAGUCCACUCAAGGGAUCAAUAGACCCCUCAGAGGUUCCAACCACAGAUUUAGUACAUGUGUGGUGCAUGCCAAACACAACAAAUGUUGGACCGCAAGAAAUGCCUAGACAUUUGGAGCCUAUAAAUCUUCUGGCUGCUAGAAAUGAGAGAGAAAGUGUUCAGAUUGCUCUUCGUCCGAAAGUUUCUUGGGUUGGUUCUGGAGGUGCAGGCACUGUGCUGAUCCAGUGUAGUGACUUGUGCUCUGCAUCUGGUGAUAGAUUAGUUGUUGGACAGUCAUUAACGUUGCGGCGUGUAGUGCCAAUAUUGGGUAUCCCAGAUGCUCUCGUUCCUCUCAAUCUUCCAGUUAGUCAAAUAAACUUAUUACCAGGAGAGACCGCUGCUGUCUGGGUUUCUAUAGAUGUUCCUAGUGCGCAACCCCCAGGUCAGUAUGAGGGGGAUAUCAUUAUCACUGCUGCAAAACCUGAUACCGAAUCUUCAGCUCAAUGCUUCAGCAAAGCUAAUAAAUACAAACUUUACAAGGAACUUCAAAGCUGUCUUGAAAUAAUGGAGCCAGUUGAUGACAGAUCAGCAGAUGAAGUGGUAGAAAGAGUGAAAUCUGCAAGUACAUCUUUACGAAGAGUUCUUCUGUCUCCAUUAUUUUCUGAAUUUUCAGAUAAUGGGCCAGUUGAUUUGAUGGAUGAAGAUGACAUUUCAAACCUUUCAUUACGUGUGAAGAUAAAUUUGACAGUUUGGGACUUUGUUCUUCCUACCACUCCUUCGCUCCCUGCUGUAUUUGGUAUUUCUGAUACUGUUAUCGAGGAUCGUUUUGGUGUUGCUCAUGGGAGCAAAGAGUGGUAUGAGGCAUUGGAGCAGCAUUUCAAGUGGCUUCUUCAGUUUAGAAUCAGCCCAUAUUUUUGCAGAUGGGGGGAUAGCAUGCGUGUUUUGACUUACACUUCCCCUUGGCCAGCGGAUCAUCCAAAAUCAGAUGAAUAUUUUUCAGAGCCACGAUUGGCUGCAUAUGCUGUACCGUAUAGUCGAGUCAUCUCUGGUGAUGCAUCAAAAGAAUCCUUGCAGAAACAAAUUGAGAUACUGAGGACAAAGGCUCACUGGAAGAAAGCAUAUUUCUAUUUGUGGGAUGAGCCACUCAAUAUGGAACAAUACGACUCUUUGCGGAACUUGGCCUCUGAGAUUCAUGCUUAUGCUCCAGAUGCUCGUGUCUUGACUACUUACUACAGUGGGCCAAGUGACGCACCUCUUGCACCUACUGCUUUUGAGGCUUUUGUAAAAGUCCCAAAAUUCCUGCGCCCUCAUACUCAAAUCUAUUGCACAAGCGAAUGGGUGCUUGGAAAUCGAGAGGAUUUAGUCAAAGAUAUUAUUUCUGAGUUACAGCCGGAAGAUGGUGAGGAAUGGUGGACUUAUGUGUGCAUGGGACCAUCUGAUCCUCAUCCCAAUUGGCACCUUGGAAUGCGAGGUACACAGCACCGUGCUGUUAUGUGGCGUGUAUGGAAAGAAGGAGGGACCGGAUUCUUGUACUGGGGUGCAAACUGCUACGAGAAGGCAACAGUUCCCAGUGAAGAGAUAAGAUUUAGGCGCGGCCUUCCCCCUGGAGAUGGAGUUCUGUUCUACCCUGGUGAGGUUUUCUCAUCGUCACAUGUACCAGUUGCUUCACUAAGACUUGAGCGCAUUCUUAGUGGUCUGCAGGACAUUGAGUACUUGAGACUCUUUUCUUCGAGGUAUGGUAGAGAUGAAGGGUUAGCUCUCCUUGAGAAGACGGGUGUGUACCUGGGCCCUGAACGUUACACACAUGAGCACAUGCCCAUCGAAGUGAUGCGGGGUGAGAUUUUCAAUGCAUGUCGAUCUUGAAAUAGAGAUUGCUGGUAGAAAUGAUCAAACACCCAUUCUCUUCUCUGCUGGAGAAGCUUAGUUGGGUUCAGGUCCCAAAUUGUUCUGCAUGAAGGCCAUUCCCAAGCCUUGCCAAUCAAAAACAUCGUGGCAAGGGAGGGAGAUCUUCAACAUGUGCAGAUGUGCCAAUCCGGCAUCCAAUUAGAUUUCAACUUGUAGAUCUUGUUGUGAUUUUUCCUUUGUCGUGGUUUUUGUUUUGUUUUAUUCCUUCUUUUGUAUCCCCUUUCACAAAAUUAAGUCUUUGUUCUUCUAAAAAUGGUAUGUUGCUUGAAAAAGUGGUAUAGCUGGAAAACUUGUUAUAUUUUAUUUGAUUUAUCACCAAGGCUAAUGUAAAUCUGUAAAAACAGUGUUCUUGGUCAAUUCCUUUACUAGUUUUUAUUGGAAAAACCUUUACUAGUUUUUAGCUCCA
Messenger RNA from Humulus lupulus (European hop), 2623 nucleotides. RefSeq lists its product as uncharacterized. The transcript has 16 exons. The record is from RefSeq and is a predicted model, not a curated record. The coding region runs from base 229 to 2175 and encodes 648 amino acids. NCBI's taxonomy places the organism in Eukaryota, Viridiplantae, Streptophyta, Magnoliopsida, Rosales, Cannabaceae.